Bradysia coprophila is the source of this 810-nucleotide messenger RNA. RefSeq lists its product as uncharacterized. The record is from RefSeq and is a predicted model, not a curated record. NCBI's taxonomy places the organism in Eukaryota, Metazoa, Arthropoda, Insecta, Diptera, Sciaridae.
ACUAAAUUUCAGUUGCAAUUAAACAGUCAGACUCUAUACAACACCCAACUUAAAGUGGAUAUUUUUCUGCUCGAGUCAAUAAAUCAAUUUUUGAAGUAGACGUUCAACAUUACGAUAAUUUGAAAAGUGACAAGUUACCGACGACGCAAGUGAAAAUGUUGAAAUCAAUUUCCCUGUUUGUUAUUCUCAUUUCGAUAAAUAACAUUGUACGAGCGACACCAGUCGCCAGCACUGACAUAGAUAAUGCUUUCACAAUACCUCUGCCCAGAAUUUGCAUAGACUCGAAACGUGAAAUUUAUUCAAAUUUAAUCAAAAAUUCCAACCAAAACUUUAUACGAGCCUAUCAAACCUACAUGCCAAGGGAAUGCAAUUAUUCACAUGAAGUCGUCCGAAUUGUGGAGGCGUACCGAAAUGCUGCAAAUUACGUGGUCAUUUUCCUAAACAAACGAGGCGCCACAGAUGAACAGUUCAACGAGGUUGUUGAACUGUACGAUCUGGCACUGAUUCAAUUUAAUGAAGCGAUUCGAACAUUGACGGUAGGAAGGCGCCUGACACGUGUGUGUUACAAUUCAUUGAUGCUAAUCAAAGGGGCUGUCACUACAACUGGAGAAGGACUUGUGACUGGUACUAUUGCUACAUACAACACAAAAUGUGCAUCCGAUCGCAUUCACAACACUCUGAUUCAUAAACCGAUUCAAUUUAUUUCGAAUUAUCUGAACUGAUUGCUCAAUACGAGAUUGAAGAAUUGGGAAAAGAAUUAAAAUCUUGUUCUAAAAGGACGAGCGUGUAACUUUACUUUAAAGAUUUUUU